Molecule: messenger RNA, 828 nt
Organism: Rubroshorea leprosula
Lineage: Eukaryota; Viridiplantae; Streptophyta; Magnoliopsida; Malvales; Dipterocarpaceae
Source: the annotation of a GenBank genome assembly
ACAACACCGGCAAGGCAAAAUGAAGACAAUUUUGUCGUCCGAGACAAUGGACAUUCCCGAUCGCGUAAAUGUGAAGGUGAACGUGAAGGUGAUCGUAGUGGAGCGUCCUCGCGGCAUGCUGUCCUGCAACUUCAAGCACCUCAACCUGGACUUCCAACUCAUCAAGGACGAUACAACCGGUAAGCAGAAGCUCAAAGUUGAGGCAUGGUUCGGCGCUUGCGAGUCCAACGCCGUCAUCCGGACUGCUCUCAGCCAUGUCGAGAAUCUCAUCACUGGCGUUAUCAAGGGGUACCACUACAAGAUGCGAUUCGUCUAUGCCCACUUUCCUAUCAAUGCUUCCAUCACCAAUAGCAACAAAUCAAUUGAAAUCCGUAAUUUCCUUGGCGAAAAGAAGGUUCGAAAAGUAAUAUGCUUGAAAGAGUUUCCAUUGCCAGGCCGGAGAAGGUUAAAGAUAAGCUGAUAUUGGGGGCAAAAACCAACGUUUAGCCCCUCACCUUAUAAAAUUAAAAUGUCAUGUGAAGAACAAAGACAUCAGGAAGUUCCUUGACGGUAUCUAUGUUAGUGAGAAGGGAACCAUUCUAGAGGAGUAUUAAAUGAAUUUACAGCAUUUGUUGAUCUUUUCUUUUUGUAUCAUAUCAUCAGUUUCCUUUUAGACGACUUUUGAUAGCGGUUGUUCUGCUUUCAUGAAAAUUUUGCAGACAACUCCCGCAAUUUAUUUGAAAUUAGAACAACAGUUUUGCACCUGUUUAGAUGGUUUGGAUUUGGACGAAUGCUUUAUAUAGAAUGCCCUGUUGAACAUGAUCUUGCUAUUAAACAUUUAUUGGUUCU